Messenger RNA from Lytechinus pictus (painted urchin), 1294 nucleotides. RefSeq lists its product as uncharacterized. The coding region runs from base 132 to 956 and encodes 274 amino acids. The transcript has 5 exons. The record is from RefSeq and is a predicted model, not a curated record. Lineage: Eukaryota; Metazoa; Echinodermata; Echinoidea; Temnopleuroida; Toxopneustidae.
GUCACGUGGUUACCAUUGACAACAAAGUAUGGCGACGAGACUGGGAAUCGAAUCUGACAGCGAAGAAAACGCUUUUCCCGUUUACUGGUCCUUUUCUUCGUGCUAAGACAUGUGACUUUUGAUCUGGAGGUAUGCAGCCGAAUUUAUCAGGAGGAAGAAGCGACGAUCCACUUGAACGUUCAUUCCCACACAUCAAGCUUGCCUCUCCUGAAGAUGAACUGUUGAACAAAUCCCUGUUGGAAUCCCUGACCCCAGCUUCUCCUAGCUCUAGUGCUCCAUACCGUCUUCCUAAGCUCAGUUCUACAGGGUCGGUCUCUUCAACAUGUACAUCAGGUAGUGAUCCCUUAGAGGGUACCCUACGCAAUGGACAGUCAUCGACGGAUGGUCUCAGCCCACGCAGUCAACAGAGCAUCAAAUCCAACCUGUCCAAGGUGUCCAGUAGGAGUACUCGAUCUAGCAAUCGCCUUCCCAUCCCUCCCUACACCAUAGCACAACUCCGACGGGCGCAAAACAUCCAUGUGCCAUCCUUUAAGAAGGCACAGUUUGCCCCUCUUGUCUCUAGUCCUGCUCGGAAAGCAGUCAUAGAAGAAGACAGUAAGACAGAUAGGACUGAAGUGCAUGAUAGGACCAGAGUUGAACAGGAGAUACAUGUCCGGGCAGAGCCAGAAACAACAAGAGCAACUACUAGAUAUUCACAUGCAAGUAGAACUACAUAUGGACCUCGUAGUGCUGCUGUUUCUAUGACCAUUCCCAUGGCCAGUGGUACUGAUUACUCCCAUCCACCUCCCGACCAAAAGGCUGAAUGGAGACUGUCGCCUCAUAGACAUAAAAACUAUGACAAUCAGGCUGUGACAUCAAACUCUGGGCCUUACUCCCGUAAGUUUGUCAUACACUGUUCUGCACCCAAAUCCUGGCUCCAUAUGAAGUUAAGACGCAGCAAGACCACUCUGACGUGACAAUCAGAAACACAGACAGUCGCACCAACACUACAAUGCAAUCUUGUUAUCAAUCAGCGAAUUUCAUUCUUUUCAAUGUGAUUUAUAUGAUUGGGAUGUAUUCCAAGAAUUUCUCUCUUGUUGCCAUUCACAGUCACUUAUGUUUGAUAAUAACCUUCAUGCAUUAGGGAAUUAGUCUGAAUAGUGAUAGUGAUCUAAUUUCUGAAAUACAUGUUAUAUUUCUUGAAACUAAGCCACCCCAGACUUAUUUGAGGAAAAGCUUGCUGAUAUGCAAGGUUGUUUCUACAUGUUUGAUCUACAGUACGUGAUUGGUUUAUUGUGUUUCGAGGCAGGCAAAA